Molecule: messenger RNA, 318 nt
Organism: Echinops telfairi (small Madagascar hedgehog)
Lineage: Eukaryota; Metazoa; Chordata; Mammalia; Afrosoricida; Tenrecidae
Product: 40S ribosomal protein S28
Exons: 1
Coding region: 18-227 (69 amino acids)
Biological process (GO): maturation of SSU-rRNA; ribosomal small subunit assembly; translation
Cellular component (GO): ribosome; cytosolic small ribosomal subunit
Molecular function (GO): structural constituent of ribosome
Source: RefSeq, a predicted model, not a curated record
GCCGCCGCGCCGCCAUCAUGGACACCAGCCGUGUGCAGCCCAUCAAGCUGGCCAGAGUCACCAAAGUGCUGGGCCGGACCGGCUCCCAGGGACAGUGCACGCAGGUGCGCGUGGAGUUCAUGGACGACACGAGCCGCUCCAUCAUCCGCAACGUGAAAGGCCCCGUGCGCGAGGGCGACGUGCUCACUCUGCUGGAGUCGGAGCGAGAAGCUCGGAGGCUGCGCUGAGGCCGCGGCCGGGUCUCGGAUGUCUGGCCGACCACUUGAUCAACGGGGAUGAGCUGCGACUAUUCAAUAAAGCGUUUAUAUUGUAUGUAAA